This is a messenger RNA of Naegleria fowleri, 3414 nucleotides long. RefSeq lists its product as uncharacterized. Gene Ontology annotation, biological process: interstrand cross-link repair. Gene Ontology annotation, molecular function: 5'-flap endonuclease activity; 5'-3' exonuclease activity; flap-structured DNA binding. The record is from RefSeq and is a predicted model, not a curated record. Bases 1 to 3414 code for a protein of 1137 amino acids. Gene Ontology annotation, cellular component: nucleus. NCBI's taxonomy places the organism in Eukaryota, Heterolobosea, Eutetramitea, Acrasida, Naegleriidae. The transcript is spliced from 2 exons.
AUGCCCAAAACAACUCUUGCGAAAAACACUUCCAGCAAUCACAAGAAGAAACAACCAUCCUCAUCAUCAUCCUCUUUGGAGAAGCAAAAUACUCGGAGGAAAACACCGAAUACUGGUAAAAACUCAAAAUCAUCAUCAUCUCCGAGAGAAGCCUCUCCUUCUCCGAAAUUUAGUGCAACUUCUAUCAUGUCCUAUUUUCAUCAUCAAGGUAAGAAGAGAAGUCUAUCGGGGGAGAUGAAGCCUCCGAGCUGUAUCAAUAGUUUGGAAGAAACAAUGACACAGCUGAAAGGAAACUCUUUGGAAGAGGCAUUCGUUAUUGAUAGCGACGAUGAAUUGCAGAGUGCUCCCAGUGAUUCGGAACGAUGCUCACAAAGCUUGUCAACACUCAGCACUAGUGUUGUAUCAACUCAGAGUAUCAUUGAAACUAUAAAUAUUGAAGAAGAAAUGACUUCAAGCCUCUCUGUCAAUAGUGAUUUGACAUUUUCUGUGAUGGAACCAAGGCAGUCAUCAUUGAACAGUCUCAUGACAGAUGAAAAUUCUCAAUCUUUGUGUUCUGAUCAUAGUACGGGCUUUGAAUCUCAAAAAUCAAAUUCACAACAAUUUUCACAACAGGAACAACCUGAAGAGGAUCGAAUAAGAAGCUAUUACUUGUACCAUUUCUUGGAGAUUUUAGAAACAGUCACGAAAAGAGAUGGCCAUUUAUUUAUUGAGGAAGAAAAGAAAAUUAUUGACACAUUUAAAAAUCAAUGUAAAGCGUCACAAAGAUUAUUUAUUCGACUAUUCAAUAGAAAACAAAAAUAUUUUACAAUUACAGAGCUAGAAAAAUACCGAAGAGAAAUCGAAAAAGAGAAGGAAGAUAUCAUGUCUUCAUGGACAAGUUGUGACGAAGUCAAUAUGCAAAUUGUAUGCUGUGAAAAUAUCAAAGAUGCUCUCGAACAUCUCAUACGAUCUGAUCUUUUUGAAGUCCUUCAUGUAAAUCAUGAAAACUACAAUAUCACGCACAGCAACAACAAUUGGACCAUGGAUGAAAUUCAAGAAUUAUUAAGAGAGUUCACAAACAAGCAACUCAAAACAAUAUUAGACAAGAAAAAUAUUAGUAAUGUUGUUAAGAAACAACUCUCAAAACGAUCAUCCAAAGAGUCUCCAAAAUCUGACUUGAUCAAACAAAUCAUCACACGACCUGAAUCUCUUAUUGAAUUGAAUGACUCUGGCGGAAAGCAAUCAAAAUUGAGUGGGUUUUUCAAAAAGCAACCAAUCAAAGCAAAUGACAAGGGUAAAGUCGAAAACGAAGACACUUGUGCAACAUCUCCUUCAAAGGCCCUAUCAAACACUGCCACCAUCUUACGUACGCAAGAAGUGUUAAAACUCAUUCACAAGGCAUCAAUAACCAAUAAGGAUAUUGCACCCAUGUACUAUAGAAUCAAAAAGAGUGUCGCCAAAAUUUUCAAGCGAAUUCACCACCUCUAUUUUAUCUCACAAAACUCUGACAAUGCUUCCAUCAUGAUAUUGGAACAGAAAAAGAUUACCGUCUUUCCCAAAUAUGAAGUUCAAGAGCAAAAGAGCCUAUUCGAAACAAGGGAAGAUCUCUUACGAUAUGAAGAGGCAUUUGAAAUAGCUAACACAUGGGCUGACUCACUUGAAUCACCAUCAGUAGAGAGUACAAAAACCUCUUAUCCCAAUCCAUCGAGUGGUGACGUCCAAAAUACUCAAGAUCUUCUCAUUAUUGAAAUUGAAACUCGUUUAGAAACCAUUCAGAAAGCUAAUGAGGAAGGUCUUUUAGAAAAACUUAUUGAAUUUUCCAAAGAUGUAAGCCGAAGACUAGAACAAGAUACUGAAUUAAUUCGAAACAAAUACUCAAAAAAUUCCAACGACCUACACAUGGAUUAUUAUCUCAUGAGAUUUCGAUGUGGUUAUGUCUAUGCCAGAAUUUUACAUUACUGCAUCAAGUUAUUAGAAAAACACAAACAAUACGAACUUGCAAUUUCACACUUGACGACAAUUUUGAAAUCUCCUUUUAUGGUAGGUAAGCGAGGAGAAUUCUACAAUCGUAUUGCUCUCGAUUAUGAACAUCAAAAAACUGUGGAUUCCUAUGAAAGAGCAUAUGAAACAUGCAAAAUUGCACUAUCCGAUACUAAUAGUUGUGAAUUUUUUGGAUCUGUUCGAUUACCACCCAAUAAGAGAUAUACACUCGAGAAACGAUAUUUGAGACUUUGUAAGAAACUCCAAAAAGCCAAUCCCAAGAAGUUUUCGAAUAUUAGUAGUGACGAUUCUGCUCUCAUCUCAACCUUCAUCUCAACAAAUGUUAAACCUCCUAAAUUAAUAUACAUUCAAGGAAAGGUCAAGAAAUUAGAAAGUAGGAAAAAAGGAGAAAAGAGGAAUCAUUUUGUGUCACACUUGGAUCAAAAAACAGUGGUGAGUGUGGAGCAGUUUGCACUCGAACAUUAUCAAAUGCAACACGCCAUGGAAGGAUUUCACAGUGAAGGCUCCAUUUGGGCCAUGUUAUGCAUGUUAGUGAUGUGGGAUAUUAUUUUCGAUUCAUCCAUACCGUAUGUCUUUCAAAAUAAGUAUCAAUCGUGUCCUCUUGAUUUCAUGACAGAUGCUUUUUAUUUGAGGAGAAGAGACAAGUUUAAGAAAAGACUUGAAGAAAUUGAACAAUAUGGUUCAAAGUAUCUGGUCGAGAAAGUGACUAAUUGUUGGCAUGAAAAUUAUGGAACAAAUGCAAUUGCUUGUAAUUGGAAGGAUAUGGAUCCGACACCAUUGGAUGAAGACAAUGCAGUGACUUUGAGUCGCGAAAAAGAUCUUGUCAUCCCUCAAGGUGUGGAAAUGUUCAAUGAGAAUAAUAAUGACAGAUACGAUCAGGAGAUUAAUGAUAUUUCUCGAAAGAACAUUGCAUCUUGUGAAACACUGGGCAUGGCCCAAAAAUCUUCACCAAAAUUGGCGUGUCUCAUUAGUAUUUGUGAAUGUUUUCCAAUUGAGGUGAUAUGCACCAUUCUUCAAUCUCUUGCUGAGGACAUGAAAGAGAACAGAAGUGGCUUUCCAGAUCUUGUUUGUUGGAAAAGAGUUUCUUCUUCAGAGAGCACACAAGAAUCUAACAUCGUCUCUUCUCAUGAACAUUUAUUAAGUGAAAUUAAGGGACCCAAUGAUAAGCUCAGCGAGAAACAAAUAAUUUGGAUAGAUUUACUCUCAAAAGCUGGAGCCAAUGUUGAAGUGUGUCAUGUAAAAGUUAGAGAGAGCAGUUUUGGAGAAACUGAUGGUGGAGACAGCUCUCAUGAAGUUGAGUGUGAGGGUCCAAAGAAAAAGAAGAGCAAGAGCGCGAAAGGCAGUUCUGCUUCUUCUCAGAUUCCCUUCGCAGACGAAGAUUUAUGGAAGCAAUCAGAGGAAGAUGUUUUGGAGAACGCGGAAACAACUUUGUGA